This is a messenger RNA of Aspergillus saccharolyticus JOP 1030-1, 1340 nucleotides long. RefSeq lists its product as uncharacterized. Bases 15 to 920 code for a protein of 301 amino acids. The record is from RefSeq and is a predicted model, not a curated record. Gene Ontology annotation, molecular function: hydrolase activity, acting on ester bonds. The transcript is spliced from 4 exons. Lineage: Eukaryota; Fungi; Ascomycota; Eurotiomycetes; Eurotiales; Aspergillaceae.
GCUUCGCAAUACCCAUGGAACUCAAAGUGAUCCGGGAUCCCGGGGACGCUCGCGUGGACAUCGUUUUUGUUCAUGGAUGGCAUGGGGAGCAGCCUGGCUGGACCUCGGCGGCCAAAUCAAUAUUUUGGCCGGAAAAGCUCUUCGCGGCGAAGGUUUCCGAGGCGCGCGUCUUCUCUUUCGAAUACGAUUUCACCCUCGACACGUUCUGGAACGAAGAGGAUCUGAUCACCAGCCAUUCCAAUGAACUGAUGGACCAGCUUAUGGAUCAACGCAUCGAGCCGGAGAAGGCAAAACGAGCUGUGAUUCUUGUAGCUCAUUGCCUUGGCGGCUUGAUUUGUGAAAAUGCGCUGGUCCGCGGAGCUGAGCAUGACGACCGCAAAAAGCUCGUCAGCUGUGUCAAAGGGCUCCUUCUCCUGGGCACCCCUCAUUAUCAGCCGAGUGUGUUGAGUGAAGCAAACAAGUACUUUCAGCUAGCGGGGGAAGAGGCCCCGGGCGAGUUUGGGCUUGAGGAACGGUCGCAGUGGGUGCUCAACAUCCCGCGUGAGUUCGCUAAGCUCCGUACCGCCGGGCUGGAGAUGGAUCUUCAAUGCUUCUACGAGGGGUCGCCCACCGAUCUCGACGGCAAGGGGGUCAAGAUCGUUGAGAUGGCCUUGGCGCGGUGCCCCGAUGGGCCUCCUGCAGAAAGGCUGGCAGCCAACCAUGUCAAGAUGAGUCAGUUUGAGAGCGAAGACGAUCGUGAUUUCGUCAAAGUACUGCGAGUGUUGAAGAGAUGGGUGGCCAAGGUCCCGGCACCUGAAAAGGAUGGAGGCACCACCGUGAACAAUGUUUCCAACGCCUCGUUUGCCUCAUCGAAGAACUCUGGAUACCAACUGGGACAAAAUGUUGGUACCCAGAGUGGGUUCGUCUUUGGAAGAGCGUAGUUGGUAGAAAUAUUACCGCGUAUCUUUUUGAGUGACGAAAUCUAGCUGAAGCUUCCUAAAAUUAUGAGAUCGUGCAUUUUGAAUCCUAUUAUGUUGCCUUGAUGCUUUGUAGUCUCGAUGCGAAUAAGCAAGAUGGACUCCAUCAGUGGUGCGACGCACCGGCCGGCGCAAGGCAAUGCCAUCUGUGCAUCGAUUCCCCACAACCAGUGGAUGGAGGUGCCAACUAAGUCUGCGAAGAACCCAGUCAGAUGUCGAACAGACCACUGAGAAGGCCGGGAUGCAGCAUGGCCCCACAGCCUAAUUACCUAACGAAUCGAGCGGAGGCGAUGGCGCAGAUCCACCAAAGUACGACAAGUGUAUCACAGAACCAGCGCGGUCAGAACCAUGACGAACAUCGACCAACCCCUGCCACCGGAUUUA